AUGACGCCACUGUCCAACCCGAAUUUCAUCGAGCGGCCCGAUAGUCCGGAGACGGUGGACGCCCCGCCAGCGCGACCCGUAGCGAAAGCGAGCAGCGGAGAUGCGAACGGCGGCACCCACCACGGCGAUUCGCCACCACCACCGCCGCCGCCCAGAAACACGCCCCCGCCGGAGCGACAAUCGAUCUCGGCCAUCGCGCCCACCCGCGAAGCGGCAAACGACUCGGGCGACGAAAGCGGGAAGAGGACGCAUGCGCGGAAGAGGCGGCCGAAAGACCGCAAGCAAAAGUUGCCCGAUCGCGUGGGGAAAAACGACAAUGGUGUCAUCCGAGGUAAGCGUGAUGGAAGAGGAGGCGGCGGGGGCAGGGGCGGCGGCGGUGGGCCCGGCGGAGGACUCGGUGGGCGUGGUAGGGAUGGCUGGGACGAUGAUGACUUCGUGGGGACUUCGGAUUACAGGCCUAGGAACUACGGAAAUUCAGCGUACGACCGCAGUGUGCCCAAAAGCAAACCCAUCCCAGGGCGCAGGCACACAGUUGUGGAGACUUACCCCCUCCAAGCCGAUGGAAGCCGAAGCUCGGCACCAUCGGAGUCGGCUAGCACGAUACCACCGGUGUCCGUCAGCGGCGACGAUGGCGACACAGAGCCCCCUGGUGACCCGCCGUCUCCAGGAGUCCCCGCCGACGAGUACUCACAGCCGCCUCCAGUAGUCACCGUCGACGACUACUCACAGCCGCCUCCAACAGCCCACGCCGACCACUACUCACAGCCGCCUCCAAGUGCACCCCAUACCCCCGAGGAACCAGCUCCGCCCAGCUCCGAUUCACAGUCUUUACCGAGACGCCCAUCCGUUCCACUAGAACCAUUCCGGCGAGAGCUCAGACGAAAUAAGGUGGGCUUGACGGAGGUUGUGUGGAAUGGCGUGGAAUAG
Molecule: messenger RNA, 927 nt
Organism: Tricharina praecox
Lineage: Eukaryota; Fungi; Ascomycota; Pezizomycetes; Pezizales; Pyronemataceae
Exons: 2
Coding region: 1-927 (308 amino acids)
Source: RefSeq, a predicted model, not a curated record